AUGGCAAUCAUCACCAUCAACGGCAACUCCAUUGACCCCGAUGCCCCCGUCGAAACCCUGAGGGCUUUCGGACUGGUGCAGGAGACAGCCAAGGACUCGAACCACAUCCUCAUCCAGAUCAACGCUCCCCUGACCAAGGAGAUCAAGCAGGAGCUCGCCGACAAGCAUGUCAAAAUCAGGGAAAAGGUGUCUGACGGCACAUAUCUCUGCCUCUAUGAGCCUGAGGAUCUCUCCGAAGUUCAAGCUCUGGACUACAUCACCUACGCCAACGUCUACCAGCCGCAUUUCGUGAUUGAGUCUCGCUUGAAGGAGGUCCCGCCGGCAUCCUCAGCCACCCAUCGACUGCUCCCAGCACCAGCUAACACCGAGCAUCCCGUGGCCGUUAACGUCGAGUUCCACGCAGACGUGACCACAACUCCUGAUCUCAUAUCGAGCCUUGCAGCCGCCGCACGCCUGGACCCGGCCUCCCUGCAGACGCAGGGCCACAAGGCCCGCAUCACGGUGCAGCGCCGCUACCUGUCCGAUGUGGCCGAGCUAGACGAGGUCAAGAGCAUCCACCAGGUCCAUCCCGCCAAGCUGCACAACACGGUUGCUCGUGGCAUUCUGCGCCUCGACCAAGCCGUCCACCCGGUCAACGGCACCGAGUACGAAGGCGACGGACAAGUCGUCUGCGUCGCCGACACUGGGACCAGCCCGGGGCCCACCGGCAACGUCACGGUGCGCGUCACGGCGCUGUACCCGCUGGGUCGCAGCGGGGUUUCGUCCGAUCCCGACGGCCACGGGACACACGUGUGCGGUUCCGUGCUGGGCGAUAAUGAGACGGCAGACAACGGCGAACGGGUGCAGGGCGCCGCGCCCAAAGCCACGCUCGUCGUGCAGUCGCUCCUCGACGCGCGCGGCGGGUUGGGGGGCAUCCCAGAUGACCUCCGCGAACUCUUUGAGAAACCCUACACCAAGGAUGGCGCGCGCAUCCACACCAACAGCUGGGGCUCAUCACCAGACCCCUUCUUCCAGAUCGAAUACAACGACUCGUCAUCGGAAAUCGACGACUUUGUCCACAAACACCGCGACAUGAUGAUCCUCUUCGCGGCAGGCAACGACGGCAUGGACCGGAGACCCCAAGACGGACGAGUCGACCGCUCACAGAUCGGCGCCGAGGCGGCGGCCAAGAACUGCAUCACGGUGGGCGCAUCCGAAUCACUCCGCCACGACAUCAGCGUCAAGUACUCGCGCUUCGGCUACCCGAAACAGCCCCUGAGCCACGACAACAUGGCCAACAACGACCACGGCAUGGCCGCCUUCUCGUCCCGGGGCCCCACCCGCGAAGGGCGCAUCAAGCCCGACGUCGUCGCCCCGGGGACCUGCAUCCUCUCGACCCGCAGCAGGCUAGUGACGCGGGACUCCGGGUCGUGGGGCGCCAGCGCCGACUCCAAGUUCAUGUUCCUCGGGGGCACGUCCAUGGCGACGCCGCUGGUGGCCGGGUGCUGUGCCGUGGUGCGCGAGGCGCUGGCGCGCGACGGGCGCACGCGGGCGCCCAGCGCGGCGCUGAUCAAGGCGCUGCUCAUCAACGGCGCCGUCGAGCUCGCGGGCCAGUACACCCCGACCGAGGCCGGCAAGAGCCCCAACGAGGCGAGCGGGUGGGGGCGGGUCGACGCGGCCAACAGCAUUGUGGUCGUGUCCGCUGAUACUGAGACCUCCGAGGACGGCAGCAGCAGCAGCACUGGAGUCCUUGCAGCCGCCGACGGCUCGGCCGGCUUCCGCGACGAGAAUCCAACUCCGGACACGGGGGCCCUCAAUACAUUCGACGAGUUCAGCUUUGCCAUCCCCAUCAAGGAGGGUGGCAAGACACUCAAGGUGACGCUGGUCUGGACGGACCCCAAGGGCGAGGAGUUGCAGAAUGAUUUGGACCUGAUUGUCGUGGCGCCGGGGGGCAAGGUUGAGCGGCAUGGCAACCAGCUGGCCAAGGAAUUCCCGGCAAAGACCAAGAAGCAAAGGGAUGACGCGGCAAAGAACAAGCGGACGGACAGGGAGUAUGAUAGGAAGAACAAUGUUGAGCAGGUCGUGUGGGAGGGGAUCCCUGAGGGAGACGCGACCGUCGUUGUGCGAGGCCACAACGUGACUUCGGUCGAAGGACAGACGUUCGCACUGGCUUGGAGGAUGUUCUGA
This is a messenger RNA of Canariomyces notabilis, 2166 nucleotides long. Its product is annotated as putative subtilisin. The coding region runs from base 1 to 2166 and encodes 721 amino acids. The record is from RefSeq and is a predicted model, not a curated record. Gene Ontology annotation, biological process: proteolysis. The transcript is spliced from 3 exons. Lineage: Eukaryota; Fungi; Ascomycota; Sordariomycetes; Sordariales; Chaetomiaceae. Gene Ontology annotation, molecular function: serine-type endopeptidase activity.